CUAUCUUUUAACACCUCCACAUAGAGAUAGAGAACAAGGGCGGCUUUAGGGUUUCGUUCAUUCUCUCUCUCAACACAAGGAUUCUCCAUCUUUGAUUUUGUUGAUAAGGAAGAAGAAUUUUCAAGGCAACAAUGGCAUCUCGAUUUUGGGACCAGGGUGAUAGCGAUUCUGAAGAGGAGCAACCAGAUAUCGAUGAGGAGGACCUUUCUGAUCGCGGCGAGCAACCUGCCGCAACUGCUGGUAGUAGAUAUCUUGCUGGUGGAAACGGUAGUGAUAGCGAUGAUUCUGAAGGUCAGAAGCGCGUUGUCAGAUCUGCUAAAGAUAAGCGUUUUGAGGAGAUGUCUGCUACUGUUGAUCAGAUGAAGAACGCAAUGAAGAUUAAUGAUUGGGUCAGUCUUCAAGAGAGCUUUGACAAGAUUAACAAACAGCUUGAGAAGGUGAUGAGGGUUAUGGAAUCAGAGAAGGUUCCAAACCUUUAUAUCAAGGCCCUCGUUAUGUUGGAAGAUUUUCUCAACCAAGCAAUGGCUAACAAGGAGGCAAAGAAGAAGAUGAGUAGUAGCAACGCCAAGGCUUUGAAUUCCAUGAAACAGAAGCUGAAGAAGAAUAACAAACAGUAUGAGGAUUUGAUAAAUAAGCAAAGGGAGAGAUCUGAAUCUGAGGACGAAGCAGAGGAGGAAGAGGAAGAUGAUGAAGAAGAGGAAGAAGGUUCUGAGUUCGAGGAGGAUCCAUCAAAGAUUGCUGAGGCAUCUGGAGACGAAGAUGAAGAAGACGAAGCAGAGAGAGGUCUUGACGCUCCCUGGGAGAAGAUGAUGAGCAAGAAAGACAAAAUAAUGGAUAAGCAGUUCAUGAAGGAUCCAAGUGAAAUUACUUGGGAUAUUGUCAACAAGAAGUUCAAAGAAAUUGUGGCUGCCAGAGGCAGAAAGGGAACCGGUAGGGUUGAGCUGGUUGAACAACUAACCUUCCUCACAAGGGUAGCUAAGACCCCGGCUCAAAAACUCGAGAUUCUUUUUUGCGUUGUUUCAGCACAAUUCGAUGUCAACCCUGGUUUAAGUGGUCACAUGCCAAUCAACGUUUGGAAGAAAUGUGUCCAGAAUGUCCUCUUCAUCCUUGACAUCCUCACCCAGAACCCUAACAUAGUUGUUGAUGACAUUGUUGAACCUGAAGAGGGUGAAACCAGAAAAGGGUCUGAUUUCAAAGAUACAAUUAGAAUUUGGGGAAAUUUGGCAGCCUUUGUAGAACGAAUAGAAGUUGAAUUCUUCAAGAGCCUUCAGUCCAUUGAUCCUCACACCCGUGAAUAUGUUGAGAGGCUACGAGAUGAGCCAUUGUUCCUUGUUCUGGCUCAGAACGUCCAGGAAUAUCUUGAGAAAUCAGGCGAUUCCAAAGCUGUGGCUAAGGUAGCACUUAAAAGAGUUGAACUUGUAUAUUAUAAACCUCAGGAAGUUUACGAUGCAAUGAGGAAGCUAGUUGAAUUGGAAGAAACUGGAGAAAACGAUAAUACAGAAUCAACUAACGAAUUCAAAGUCGUCGAGGAAAGUCGUCCCGCAUUUGUGGUUACUCCUGAGAUAGUUCCCCGAAAACCCACUUUUCCGGAGAACUGUAGGACAUUGAUGGAUUCCUUGGUUUCCCUUAUAUAUAAAUUUGGUGAUGAGAGGACUAAGGCUCGGGCGAUGCUUUGCGACAUAUACCAUCAUGCUAUACAUGAUGAAUUCUCCAUUGCACGUGAUUUGUUGUUGAUGAGUCACUUGCAGGACAACGUUCAGCACAUGGAUAUUUCAACCCAGAUUCUUUUUAACAGGGCUAUGGCUCAACUAGGUCUUUGUGCAUUUAGGGCUGGUUUGAUUUCUGAAGGACAUGGUUGUCUUUCUGAGCUGUAUUCUGGAGGUAGGGUUAAAGAGCUGUUGGCACAAGGUGUAUCCCAAAGUAGAUAUCACGAAAAGACUCCUGAACAGGAACGUCUUGAAAGGAGAAGACAAAUGCCAUACCACAUGCACAUAAAUCUAGAGCUACUAGAAUCAAUUCAUCUGAUCUGUGCCAUGCUUCUUGAAGUCCCCAACAUGGCAGCCAACAGCCAUGAUGCCAAACGCAGAGUGAUAAGCAAGACUUUCCGCAGGUUGCUGGAUAUCAACGAUAGACAAACAUUCACAGGACCACCCGAAAAUGUGAGAGACCAUGUCAUGUCUGCUACUAGAGCUCUUUCCAAAGGAGACUUCCAGAAAGCAUUUGAGGUCAUCAAAUCGAUUGACGUCUGGAGACUGGUGAAGAACCGCGACAGUAUCCUGGAGAUGCUCCUCUCCCGAAUCAAAGAGGAAGCGCUAAGAACUUACCUGUUUGCGUACUCUUCCGCCUACGACUCCAUCAGCCUAGAGCAGAUCGCCAACAUGUUCGAUCUUACAGAAUCGCAGGCGGUUAGUAUUGUGAGCAAGAUGAUGAUUUCUGAAGAGCUUCACGCUAGUCUGGACCAGCCCACUCAGUGUAUGGUUCUGCACGACGUACAGUACACCAAGUUGCAGGGAUUGAUCUUCCAUUUGAGCGAGAAGAUUAAUGUUCUGGUAGAGAGUAACGAGAGGGCGGUUGAGGCUAGGUUUGGCGGCGGCGGUUUGGAGUCCCUGACUCAGAGGAGGAGGGGUGGAGAUGGGCAGGACUAUGCCGCCGCACUGGCGGCUGCACCUGGAGGCGGCGGUGGUGGAAGGUGGGGAGAUAAUUUGAAUUACUCGGGUGGAAGGGGCGGAGGAAAUAACAAUGGUGGUGGAAGAGGUGGUGGUGGUUAUUAUGGUGGUGGAAGAGGUGGUGGUCGUGGGGCGGGACAGGGUCGUGGGUAUCACAAUAAUAGUUCUUCUAGGUAUCAAGAUACUGCUUCGGGUGGGCAAGGGAGAAGUUAUCAAGGUGGAUAUUCGAGGGGGUCCCAUUCGGAUGGGUCCACUGGUAUGGUUAAUCUCAACCGAGGUGUACGAGCCUAGAUAGAGAUAUGGUUUUUAUUUCUCGGUAAGUUUUUAUUUUUAUUAUUAUUAUUUCUUGGAGAGAAGACACUUGUUUUGUACUGUAAUGGAAUUAUUUUGUUAUUUUGGUUGAAGCGAGUUCCGGAUUUUUUAAAUAAUUUUGUAAGUCACUGAAAUGGCUAUUAUAUAGUAGCUGUUCUUUUUUUCUAGAAGACUGACAUGAGAAUUAAGUGAUCUCUUCAUUCUGAACUUA
Messenger RNA from Impatiens glandulifera, 3189 nucleotides. Its product is annotated as eukaryotic translation initiation factor 3 subunit C-like. The coding region runs from base 132 to 2957 and encodes 941 amino acids. Gene Ontology annotation, biological process: translational initiation. Gene Ontology annotation, cellular component: eukaryotic translation initiation factor 3 complex. The record is from RefSeq and is a predicted model, not a curated record. The transcript is spliced from 4 exons. Lineage: Eukaryota; Viridiplantae; Streptophyta; Magnoliopsida; Ericales; Balsaminaceae. Gene Ontology annotation, molecular function: RNA binding; translation initiation factor activity; translation initiation factor binding.